This is a messenger RNA of Cyclocybe aegerita, 1230 nucleotides long. Lineage: Eukaryota; Fungi; Basidiomycota; Agaricomycetes; Agaricales; Hemipholiotaceae. The record is from the annotation of a GenBank genome assembly.
AUGGUUCGCCUAUCUCCAGGCGGGAAAGAGGCGCUCGAUGCCUUCAUCGCGAAGAUCACCCAAGAACAGAAGUUCCCCUCUUUUAUAUUUGGCGUUACUACCAUCGACGGCGAAAUUUACUUGAAGACAGGUGGGAAUAAGGUGGUGAACGACCCCAAUAGUGGCACUGUUGACGAAGAUGCUGUGUGGUGGAUAUGCAGUCAGACAAAGAUGAUAGUUCAUCUCGCCGCGCUCCAACUGAUAGAGCGGGGGCUCCUCAACCCUUCGACACCUGUAUCCACAUUGUUCCCGGUGUUGGCGAACCCGAUUAUCCUGGAUGACAUUACGGCCGAAGAGAGCACUUACCGUCCAGCAAAGGAGGAGAUCAAGGUCGCCCACCUUCUCAAUUUCUCUAGCGGGUUGUAUUAUCCCGCCAUGGAGAAUAUUGGGGCGAUAUUGCCGGAGGCGUAUACUACGACGUAUGGAAAGGAGGGCGUCCACGACAAGUUUUUCGAGAUUCUCAAGAGCUCAUAUCCCGCGGUCCCUUUGAAAUUUGAACCCGGGACAGACUUUGUGUACGGCUUCAGCUCUGAUGUCCUGGGCUUCGUCGUCGAGAAAGUGUCUGGAAAGACACUGGAUGCGUACUGCAAGGAGAACAUUUUUGUGCCAUUAGGAAUGACAGCCUCCUUCUAUCUGACGCCUGAACUCAAGGAACGCCUUGUUCCCCUUGCUUACAGCGAUAGACAGACAGGAAAGUUCGAGCCAUGGGCGGACCAAUUGAAGUUGAUUGAGCGGGACCCGAGCAAAGCUACGUGCCACAUGGGAGGAGUAGGCAUCUAUGCGUCAUUGCGGGACUACCUCAAGCUGCUGCAGCACCUGCUCCAAAUACAUGCUGGAAAGGCCGAGAAGCCAAUCCUCUCUCGCGAGACCGUCCACCAGCUCUUCGUCUCGACCCUUCCAGCAUUGGGAGCUCAACACAUCAAUGAACUCUUCGCGAUGAUACAGCCGCCGAUCACAGGGGUUCAGUGGGGUACCGCCUCUGGCAUUUGUACCAAGGAUUGGCCAAACAAGAGACGAGCCGGGUCCGCCUUUUGGUCGGGAUGGGCAGGCACAAAUCAUUUCAUUGACCCAGCGACGGGCAUUGGUGCUGUAUAUGGUACGCAGAUAGGCCCGAGCCCAGCCAUAGAUAUAGGGAUACAGUCGGCGUUUUUCGAGUUCGAGGAAGUCCUUUAUCGCGGCUUAGAAGGCUGA